Messenger RNA from Oppia nitens, 1189 nucleotides. RefSeq names its product WD repeat-containing protein 82-like. The record is from RefSeq and is a predicted model, not a curated record. Gene Ontology annotation, cellular component: Set1C/COMPASS complex. The transcript is spliced from 4 exons. Bases 140 to 1138 code for a protein of 332 amino acids. Gene Ontology annotation, molecular function: chromatin binding; protein binding. Lineage: Eukaryota; Metazoa; Arthropoda; Arachnida; Sarcoptiformes; Oppiidae.
UUGAAACAUUUAUUUAUUUAUUAAAAUUUAAUUGUUUUUAUGAAUCUUUUGUUUUGAUUAUUGUUUACAACAAAACAUAUGAAAACAUUAAAUGAAUGAUUGAUUGAUUGAUUCGUUGAAGUGAUUGAUAGUCAAACAAAUGAUACAAUACGGCAUUCAAAGCAAUUUGUUGGCCAACAGUCUGGUCGGUGUCCAACCCAUUGAUAUGAAGACCAGCUCACAGAUGGAUGAAAGGCUACUGACUGACUUUCAUCAGAUCCGAUACACUCGGUUCCAGAAGAAUGACGAUUCGUCAUAUAAAGUGAAUUCAAUGGAUUGGAAUCAAUCGGGAACUCAUCUGAUGGUCUCAUCCGACGACUCUAUUGUCCGCAUAUUUAAUCUGAACGGCGAUGAAGUGGGAGUCAUACCGUCCAAAAAGCACGGAUCGGAUCACAUUCAUUGGAUGAAUGACACCAACACCUGUGUGUUUGCCUCAAGAUAUGAGACGCAAAUUGGCGCCGAUGUCCACAAAAUAAGACAUUUGGAUAUCAAUAGUAAGACAUUUCUGCACUACUAUUGCGGACACGAAAGACAGGUGACAGGUAUUUCAAUCAACAAAAAUUACAACUGUUUUUUAAGUUCAUCUUUGGAUAACACAAUCCGUUUGUGGGACAGUCGACUUAAUGCCAACAUUAAACCUGGCGAUCGUAGGUCGCUAUCAGUGGUCAAAUGUUUGAGCCGAUCAGUGGCCUCGUUUGAUCCGACGGGUCUGGUUUUUGCAGUGAGCUUACAGACGGACUCAUCCUUACGACUCUAUGAUAUACGAAAUUAUACGAAAGGUCCGUUUAAAGUGAAUAGAUUAGAGUCAGAUCAGUCAUUAGGUGAUGUCUAUGGUCUAUAUUUUUCGCCAAACGGAAAAAUGAUAGCCCUGUCCACAAAUGGCAUUUCCAUUCGUAUAGUAGACGCCUAUUCACUUCAAGAAAGAUGUAAAUUAAAUGGCUUUAAGAAUGAGUUAAGAAAGGACUUGGAGCUGACGUGGACUCCCGAUUCUCAAUACAUAUUUUGUGGUUCGAGCGGUAAUUUUGCCGGAAUCGGAACUGGCGUUCAAUGCACGAAGCGUUCACUCGAAUCGUUAAAUUUAAUCCAAUGUUUUAUAUGAUUGCCAGCGCUUGUCAUGACAUCUCAUAUUGGAGUCCAACCGUUCAAACAG